Sorex fumeus (smoky shrew) is the source of this 2737-nucleotide messenger RNA. RefSeq names its product ankyrin repeat and sterile alpha motif domain containing 6 (gene ANKS6). Gene Ontology annotation, cellular component: cytoplasm. Lineage: Eukaryota; Metazoa; Chordata; Mammalia; Eulipotyphla; Soricidae. Gene Ontology annotation, molecular function: protein binding. The record is from RefSeq and is a predicted model, not a curated record. Gene Ontology annotation, biological process: innate immune response.
GGCCGGGGCCGGGCGCGGGGCGGCCGGCGGGGCGCGAUGGGCGAGGGCGCGCUGGCCCCGGCCUUGCAGCUGCUGCUGCGCGCCUGCGACCAGGGCGACACGGACACGGCGCGGCGGCUGCUGGAGCCGGGCGCGGCGGAGCCCGCGGAGCGCGGCGCGGAGCCCGACGCGGCCGCGGAGCCCGCGGGGGCCGAAGCGGCGGCGGCGGCGGCCGGGGCGCCCGUGCCCGUGGACAGCUCGGACGAGGCGGGCAACACGGCCCUGCAGUUCGCCGCGGCCGGCGGCCACGAGCCGCUCGUGCGCUUCCUGCUGCGGCGCGGCGCCGCCGUCAACAGCCGCAACCACUACGGCUGGAGCGCGCUGAUGCAGGCGGCCAGGUUCGGCCACGCAAACGUGGCUCAUCUGCUUCUGGACCAUGGGGCUGACGUCAACGCCCAGAACAGGCUGGGGGCCAGCGUGCUCACCGUGGCGGCGCGCGGCGGCCACCUGGGUGUGGUGAAGUUGCUCCUGGAAGCGGGGGCGGCCGUGGACCCACGCCGCCCCUCCGGCGAGCCGCCAGGGGCCGGGGACGGUAGGGACGAACCGCUGGGCAUCACGGCCCUGAUGGCCGCCACCCAGCACGGCCACGAGGCCGCUGUGCGCCUGCUGACCGAGUGGGGCGCCGACCCCAACGGAGCAGCCCGCCCCCUGGGCUGGAGCCCGCUUAUGCUGGCCGCGCUCACCGGGAGGCUGGGCCUGGCCCAGCAGCUGGUGGAGAAGGGGGCCAACCCUGACCACCUCAGCAUGCUGGAGAAGACGGCCUUCGAGGUGGCGCUUGACCAGAAGCACCGGGACCUGGCCGACUACCUGGACCCCCUCACCACCGUCAGGCCCAAGACAGAUGAGGAGAAGCGGCGACCUGAUAUUUUCCAUGCAUUGAAAAUGGGGAACUUCCAGCUGGUCAAAGAGAUCGCCGAUGAAGACCCCAACCACGUGAACCUGGUCAACGGGGAUGGGGCCACCCCACUGAUGCUGGCAGCCGUCACAGGGCAGCUGCCACUGGUGCAGCUCCUGGUGGAGCGACGCGCCGAUGUGGACAAGCAGGACAGUGUGCACGGCUGGACGGCCCUCAUGCAGGCCACCUACCACGGGAAUAAGGAAAUCGUCAAGUACCUGCUGAACCAAGGGGCCGACGUGGCUCUGCGUGCGAAGAACGGGUAUACGGCCUUUGACCUGGUGAUGCUGCUGAGUGACCCUGAUACGGAGCUUGUCCGACUGCUGGCAUCUGUGUGCAUGCAGGUGAAUAAGGACAAAGGCCGGCCCAGCCGCCCGCUGCCCCCGCCCCACACCAAGGCCCAGCAGCCCUGGAGCGCCCCCACUCUACCGGACGACAGGGGCGGCCUGAAGUCCUGGUGGAGCCGGAUGUCCAACCGCUUCCGGAAGCUCAAGCUGAUGCAGACACUGCCCCGCGGGCUGUCCAGUAACCAGCCGCUGCCCUUCUGUGACGAGCCGGAGCCUGCGCUGGACUCCACCAUGCGGGCGCACCCGCAGGACAAGACGAGCCGUCCAGUGCUCCCCGACGUGGGCCCCCGGGCCAAAGACAAGGGUCCCGGGAACACGAGGGGAGAGAAGGAGGAUGUGUUACUGACCACCAUGCUUCGGAACGGAGCCCCCUUCACCCGACUCCCAAGCGACAAGCUGAAGGCCGUCAUCCCCCCUUUCUUGCCCCCCUCCAGCUUCGAGCUGUGGAGCUCCGAUGGGACCCGCACCGGCCACAGCAGGAAGGCGGACCCCACGAAGACGGUGCCUCCGCAGAGAGCCAGCAGGGGCCACCCCAUGGGGGGGCGGGGCACGGACACUACUCCCGUCAGGCCGGUUAAAUUCCCGUCUCUCUCCAGAAGCCCCGCCUCUCCCGCCAACUCGGGAAACUUCAACCCAUCACCUCACUCCUCCAGCGGCUCCAGUGGCGUGGGGGGCGUCGGCAGACACGGCGGGGAGCUGCAUAACCGCUCAGGUGGCAGCAUCGACAGUGUCCUGUCCCAGAUCGCAGCCCAGAGGAAGAAGGCCGCGGGGCUGUCGGAGCAGAAGCCCGGCCACCGGUCGAGUCCCGUGGGCCCAGCCCCGGGCUCUGGCUCCACCGAGCUCCCCAGCUCGCCUGCAGCAGGGGGCGGACCCGGAGGCAAGAAGCUGGAGCUGAACAAGCGGCCUCCGUCGGGGGCCUCCAGCGCCUCCAAGAGCACCUCCCCCACCCUCACCCCCUCCCCGUCACCCAAGGGCCACGCGGCCGAGUCCUCAGUGUCCUCCUCCUCGUCCCACCGGCAGUCCCGGAGCAGUGGGGGCUCAAGCAGUGGCACCAUCACCGACGAGGAUGAGCUGACUGGAAUCCUGAAGAAGUUAUCCCUUGAAAAGUACCAGCCCAUUUUCGAGGAGCAGGAGGUGGACAUGGAGGCCUUCCUCACCCUCACCGACGGUGACCUGAAGGAGCUGGGCAUCAAGACGGAUGGAUCCCGGCAGCAGAUCUUGGCGGCAAUCUCAGAACUGAACGCAGGCAAGGGGCGCGAGAGGCAGCUCUUGCAGGAAACCAUCCACAACUUCCACUCCUCCUUUGAGAGCAGCGUCAGCAACACCAGGGCCCCUGGGAACAAUCCCUGUAGCUGAUCCUGCGUCCCGGGGCCCACACAGUGGAGGCUGUGUGUCUGCCCGCUCCCCGGAACAGACCCGGCUUGUUCCACACCGCAGUGCCUUCGUCUCUCAUUGC